Molecule: messenger RNA, 7356 nt
Organism: Closterium sp. Naga37s-1
Lineage: Eukaryota; Viridiplantae; Streptophyta; Zygnematophyceae; Desmidiales; Closteriaceae
Source: the annotation of a GenBank genome assembly
AUGCAGCCGCAAGGAGGGGGAAGAACUCCGCCGAUGCACCCGCAAGGAGGGGGGAGAACUCCGCCGAUACAUCCGCAAGGAGCGGAACGAGAGCCGAGGGACGGGGUGAAGGAGGCCAGCGGUGAGGGGAGACAGGACCGGGAGCCGCGGUUCCGUGGGGGGGGUGGAAGGGGGGAUGUAGGUUCGGGAAUGGCAGGCCAGAGAGGGAGGCUCGGCAGGGAGGAGAGGGGCGGCGACGGGAAUUGGGGUGGUGGGAGGGGGAGAUUUGGGAGGGAGGGCAGGGGCGACGGCGGCUUUAGAGGCGGAAGGGGGGGGCGUUGGGGGAGGGACGGGAGCGGAAGGGGGGUUGGCGCGCGGGGAAGGGGGGCUGACGAGCGAGGGAUGGGGAGGAGCAGGGGGGGUGAUUGGGCGGAGCGAGGGGGGAGGAGUGGAGGAGACGGGAGAGGUGGUAGGGAUGGGCGGGUGGACGGAGGGGAGGAGGAGAGAGAGGAGAGGGAGGGGGGGGAGGAGAGGAGGGAGGAGAGGAAGGAGGAGGGGACGGAGGAGCGGGAGCGUACGGAUGGUAACACUGUAACGCGUAAAGGAAUCUGGUCCCGAUUGGGUACAGACAGCAGUCAGCAUGGGAAGGAGCAGCUUCGCGGAAGCAGCAGAGAGCGAGGAGGGAGUGAUAUGGGCGGCAGAGAGGGGAGAAGCGAGGACAGGGGGCGUGUGGAGAGGAGGGGGAGCGUGGAGAGAUGGGAAAGCAGAGAGAGGAAGGGGAGUAUGGAGAGAGCAGGGAGCAGGGAGCGGGAGAGAGAGAGGGAGAAGGAGAGUGAGGGUCGGCCAUACCCACACCACAGGCAGAGGGACUCCCCCUCGCACAGUCACAGUCAUAGUCACAGCAAGGGGGACUCUGACGGGCGUGACAAUAGCGAGCGGAGAGUGAGGAGCUUCCAGGCUGGUCGAAGCCCGCUGGGUGUGGAAAUGAGUGCGGCUAGAGGCGCUUCGUUACAAGACAACUCGAUAGAAAGAGGCGCUUAUUCGAAGGACGGUUCACGCGAGAGGAGCGAGAGAAGCGAGAGGAGCGAGAGGGGAAGGGAGUUCAAUGGAAGCCGUUUGGGAGCGGAGGCUAGAGUGCGGCCGAGUUUUGGGGAUCUAGAGGAAGGGGAAGAGGCGAUGGGGUGGGAUGGGGAGGAGAGGGAGGAGGGCGAGAACAGGGGAGGGGGGUACGAGGGGUUUGAGGACCAGGGGGUGGGGGAGGAGAGGGUGGAGAGGGGUGACGUGGGGGUUGGAAGGGAAAGAGAUGCGGUUGGGAGUGGUGAUGGUGGUAAUGGUGAUGGUGAGGAGGAGGAGGACGGGGAGAUGGGCGGUGGGGCAUGGGGGGAGAAAGAGGGGAUGGUGGUGGGGGGAGAGGAGGGGGAGAUUGAGGAAGGGGAGUUUGAUGGAGGUGGGGAGAGGGAGCCUGGGGGGGAAAGUGACUUUACGGAGCGUGAUAGUAAGGAGCGUGAGCGUGAUAGGGACGAGCGUGAUAGUAAGGAGCGUGAUAAUGCAGGGAGGAACUGGAUGGAUGACUUAAACGAGUUGGAAGAGGAGCAAGAGCCGCAGGAGAGGGCUGGUGUGAUAAAAACGGGGGCUGAGAACGGGGAGGUUAAGGGAAGAGGAGGGAAUGGGGUAGAGACGACGGAGGAGGCGGGCAGGGGAGAAGGGGAGCGAGUGAGGCAGGGGGAGAGGGAGAGGGAGGAUGAUAAGGAGGAGGAGGGGGAGGAGGAGGAGAGGGUGGAUUGGGGGGAGGAAGAGAGCGAGGACGAGGAGGAGCAAGGUUUUUGGGACAAUGAGCGGGAGAGGGAGGCAGAGGAGGGGUAUAGAGCUCCUGGAAGGAUGGGAGGAUCGGAAGGGGAGGAGAGGCGGGAGUUGGGUGGCAUGAAGGACGACACGAGGAGGGGAAGAGAUAACGGGGGAGCGGAAGAGAGGCCAGUGAGUGUAGAUGCUAGCACACGGAAGACUCCAGCAGGGGGGGCUGGAGUGGAUGAAAGCGAGGCGAGUGAGGAGGGGGAGGAGACGUGGAGGAGGGGGAGGGCUGUGGAGAGGCGUGAGGGGAGAGGUGAGGGGAAAGGUGAGGGGAAAGGUGAGGGGAGGGGUGAGGGGAGGGGUGAGGGGAACGAUAAGGGUGCUGGUGAAUGGGGUGGUGGGACAGGAAUGGGUGUACGGCAAGGGUCCAGAGGGGAUUUGAAGGAGUUGGAGCGAGAGGAGGGAGAGGAGGGUGGAAAAAGUGGGGACAGAGAGGAGAGAGAGAGGAGAGAGGGGAGAGAGGAGGGAGAGGAGAGACGGAGGGGAGAGGCGAGAGAAGAUAGAGAGGAGGGUGAGAGGGUUGGUGCAAGGGCAGGUGGAGGCAUGGGCGUUAGGAGAGGGUCGAGAGGGGACCUGCGGGAGAGAGAAGGAGAGGGAGGAGAGGGAGGAAGGAGAAAAGAGGUAGGGAAGACAGGGGAGGAAGAGGAGGGUGAAAGGGGUGGGUUGCGAGGGGAAGGCAUGGGUGUGAGACGGGGGUCUCGAGGAGACUUGCAGCGAUUGGAACGGGAAGAGGAGGAGCGGCGUGAGGGGCAGGGGAGUGGAGGAAGGGAGGGAGGGAGGGAAAGGAGAGAAGUGCACAGGGGGGACGGGGAGAAGGAGAGAGGAGAGAGGGAGAAGGUGAGGGAGAGUGAGAGGGAGAGGGAGAAGGGGAGGGAGAAGGAGAAGGAGAAGGAGAAGGAGAAGGAGAAGGAGAAGGAGAGGGAGAAGGAGAAGGAGAGGGAGAGGGGGGGAGAGAAGGAGAGGAGGAGUGAAAAGGAGGGGAGGAGGGAGAAGGGGCAUGAGAAGGAAAGAGAAAGGGAGGAGAGAGAUGAUAAGGGGGAUGAGUUGAGGAGGCGGGAGAGGGAAAGGAGGGAGAAGGAUGGAGGGAAAGGAGGGGAGAGGAGGGAGGAGAGGGAAGGCGGAAAAGGCCACGAGAAGGAAAGGGAGCGAGAAAAAGAAAGGUUGAAGGAGAAGGAGAAAGAGAGGGAGAGAGAGGGACCAAAAGGGGAGGCAAAAGAAAGAAGAGACAGAGAGAGAGAAGUAAGGGGACGAAGUAGUGAUAAGGAAAAGGCGUCAAUGGUUGGAGGUGAGGAGACAAGGGAUCGUGGGGACGGGUGUGGGAAGGAACGUGAUGGUUGGCACAAGGAUGGGCAGAAGGAUGGGGAGAAGGAAACAGAUAGGCAUGGUCGUGACAAGGCAGGUGGUAGGAAGAGGGAGAGAGAGGAUGAGGGGGAGGAGGGGAGGGAGAAAGGGAGGCAUAAGGUUGGGCAUCGAGAGAGUGGGCGGGAUGGUCGUGAGGGGAAGAGGGAGGAGGAGAAGGGACGGAAGAGGAAGGAGGAGAAGGAUAGGGAUAGGGGAGAGCAUGUGAGGGAAGGCAGAGAGAAGGAGGAGAGGAGGGUGAAAGAAGAUCGAGGAAAGGAAGAGAAAGGGAGGGAAGAGGGGGAGCGAGAUGAGAGAGGGAGGAAGGGGUUGGUUAGGGAUGAGAGAGGAGAAGAGAGAGGGAGGGAAUCGAAGAGGAGGGAGGGGAGAGUGAGAAGGGAUGGUUCAGAGGAGGAUUAUGGUGGGUCGGAGGGGGUGGAAGGGAGGGGACAGAAGGAGGGGAGAGGGGAUGAGAGGGGCAGUGGGGAUGGGAGGGGAAGUGGGGACGGGAGGGGCAGGGGCGGCAGCAGCGAGUUUCAGAAGCCUUCUUUUCGAAAGGCAGGAGAACAGGAGAGGCGAGGGGAGGAGAAGCGAGGAGAGGACACAGGAGAUGAGGAUGAGCGGAGGGACGAGGAAGGGGAGAUGAGAAGAGGGGGGCCUGUGGGUGGGAGAGGCAGGAGCUUUUUGAGAGAUCAAGGGGGGGAUGGGAGAACUGAUGAGGAGUGGACAGAGGGGAGGGCUGGUGAGGGGAGGGCCAGUGAGGGCUGGAAGGGGGAUGGAACAAGGAGGCCCGGGGAUGGGUGGAAAGGGGAUGAGGUCCGGAGACCUGGGGAAGAGAGGCAAGGGGAUGGAACGUGGAGGUCUGGUGAGGAGUGGCAAGGGGAAGGAGCUUGGAGGGCUGGGGACGGGGCUAUGAUGGGGAGAGGGCGAGGCAGGGACUGGGGCGUGGGGAGGGGCGGGAUGGGCAGGGGAAUGGGGAGGGGGGGUGUGAACGACAUGGGGAGGGGAAUGGGGAGGGGGGGUAUGAACGACAUGGGAAGGGGAAUGGGGAGAGGCAUGGGUAGGGAUGGGGGUAUGGGUAGGGAUGGGGGUAUGGGUAGGGAUGGGAGCAUGGGUGGGGACAUGGGCAGAGGCAUGGGUAGGGGCAUGGGGAGAGGUAUGGAAAGAGGUAUGGGGUAUGAUGGAGGGAGGGAGGGGGGGGAUGCGCGGAGUAAGGAAGAGAAGCCAGGAGCAGCAGCAGUAGCAGGGUUAUUGAGCAAGGGGAACAGAAGUGCGGUAGAGGAGGAGUUGGAAGCAAGAAAGAGAGAGAGGAUGAGGCUAAUUGCUGAGCUGGCGCGGAAAGAGAAGGAGGAGGGCGAGGGGGGGACGGAGUGGGAGGAGGGGGAAGAGGAGGAUGGGGAGGGGGAGGGGGGGAGGAAAAGAGGGCGGAGGGAGGGAGGGGAGGGUGGGGAGGGUGGGGAGGGUGGGGAGGGGGAGGAAGGAGAGGAGAGGAAGAGAGUGGGGGGAAGUGUAAAGAGGAGUAGGUGGGGAGAUGAUGAAGUGGGAGAUAUGGAAGAAGGGAUGGAAGGGAAGGGAAAGGGGGAUCAAGGGAGAAAGGGGAGAGCAAGGGGGGGAGAGGAGGAGAUGAGUGGUGGAGAGGGAGAGAAGGAGGGGUGGAGGGAAGAAGGUGAGGUGGGGGAUAUGGCGGUAGGGCAUGGGGAGGAGGAAGGGAGAAAGGAGGAGGAGGGAAGGGAGCGAACGGAGGGAGUGGGUGGGUCGAAAUGGGGUAGUAGAUGGUUGGAUGAGGAGGAGGAGGAGGAGGAGGAGGAGGAGGAGGAGGAGGAGGAGGAGGAGGAGGAGGAGGAGGAGGAGGAGGAGGAGGAGGAGGAGGAGGAGGAGGAGGAGGAGGAGGAGGAGGAGGGAGCAGGAGGGGGAGCAGGAGAGGGGGCAGAUGAGGAGGGUAGAGCGAGGGUUAAUACGCUGGAUGAGGAGGGUAGAAUGAGGGUUAGUACCCCGGAUGAGGAGGGUAGAACAGGGGAUAAUACCCCUGAUGAUAGGGGUGGAAGGAGAGACAGGGGGGCUAAUACUAGUAUGGAGGGGGAGGGGGAGGGGGAGGGGGAGGGGGAGGGAGAUGACGAGGGGAACGGGAAGGGGAAGGGAAAAGGGGAGGAGCAGGAGGGAGCCGCCAUGUUGAGUCGACGGUUAGGAGCGCUGUUCGCGCAGGCGAAGGAGUCGACGGGCAUCGUCGGCCUCGAUGUUGUCCCCAACGCGCGGCAGGUGCUCAUCGGCCUCUACAACCAAACCCUAAGCGCCGUUCAGGUGAUUCCUCAGGAGGCCGUGUACAGGCAGAACGUGGAGGCGCUGACGCGGCAGCGGCUCGCGGUGUGCGAGGAGGAGCAGGAAGCGGAGCAGAUCGAAGCGCGCGUGCAAUGCGGACAGGUGGAGGAGCUGAUCGAGCAAGCUAAGGACGAGCUAGAACUGAUUCCUAAAAUGGCAGAGUGGAAGCCAUGGGAGGUCGGAACCGGCUCACCUUCCCCUCUGGGCCCGUCUCUAGUGGAGAAGCGACCCAAGCUAGACGGUUACAGCAGGUUGCCUGCUCGAGGAACCGUCAACUUUGCUCUCUUCUCCAAGCAUGCUACAGCCGUGACCCUCUGCCUGUUCCUGUCCGGUAAGCAGGGCUCGCCUCCUGAUCUCGAGAUUGCCCUGGAUCCCAACAGCCAACGAACGGGCGACAUCUGGCAUGCUUCUGUGGAGAACGUGCCUCUAUGCGGUAUGCUGUAUGCUUAUAAGGUGGACGGUCCAAAGGGGUGGGGAGAAGGCCACCGAUUCGACCCUUCCCUGUUGCUGAUAGACCCCUACACACCCCUCGUGGAUGGGAGAAGGAAAUUUGGGGAUGGGAGCCAACGAAUGGCUCAGAUGUACGGCACUUUUGACUUUGAAUCUGAGCCGUUCGAUUGGGGAGAGGCGGAAGCCAAGAGAAAGCCUAUUCCCGAGAAAGACGUGAUUAUAUACGAGAUGAACGUGCGGGCAUACACUGCAGAUCCCUCUAGUGGGGUCGAGGAGGGGAGACGAGGAAGCUACUCAGCUGUUGCGGAUAAGGUGCAGCACCUGGUGCAGCUGGGAGUGAACGCGGUGGAGCUGUUGCCCAUCUUCGAGUACGAUGAGAUGGAGUUCCAGCGGCGCCCCAACCCCCGCGACCACAUGGUGAACACGUGGGGCUACUCCACUGUCAACUUCUUCGCCCCCAUGUCCCGCUUCGCCUCUAACGGCGGCGGUCCUGUAGCAGCAGCAAGGGAGGUGAAGGAGAUGGUGAAAAAGCUGCAUGCAGCAGGGGUGGAGGUGAUUCUGGAUGUGGUUUACAACCACACCAACGAGGCUGACGAUACCUUUCCCUAUACCACCUCCUUCCGAGGGAUUGACAACAAGACAUACUACAUCGUUCAGCCGAACAGCUAUGUGCAACUGGCGAAUUAUGCCGGGUGUGGUAACACGCUCAACUGUAACCACCCGGUGGUGAUGCAGAUGAUCCUGGAUAGCCUCCGGCACUGGGUGCAGGAGUACCACGUGGAUGGGUUCCGCUUUGACCUCGCCAGUGUCCUGUGCCGAGGGACCGAUGGAGAGCCCCUCACAGCGCCUCCUCUCAUUCGGGCCAUUGCCAAGGACGAGGUGCUAUCCAAGUGCAAGCUGAUCGCAGAGCCGUGGGACUGUGGGGGACUCUACCAAGUGGGAAGCUUUCCCAAUUGGGACAGGUGGGCGGAGUGGAACGGCAAGUAUCGAGACGACGUGCGCAAAUUCAUUAAGGGCGAUGAGGGCAUGAAGGGGCCGUUUGCCACUCGACUGGCUGGAUCUGCUGACAUGUACCAUGUCAAUCAGCGCAAGCCCUACCACAGCAUUAACUUUGUCAUCGCUCACGACGGCUUCACACUCAGGGACCUCGUGUCUUACAACGUCAAGCACAACGAGGCGAAUGGGGAGGAGGGGAGGGACGGCAGCAACGACAACUUCAGCUGGAACUGCGGAGCGGAAGGUGCCACACAGGAUGAGGGAAUCAUUGCGUUGAGAAACCGCCAAAUGAGGAACUUCCACAUCGCGCUGAUGCUCUCCCAGGGAACACCCAUGAUGCUGAUGGGGGAUGAGUACGGGCACACGCGUAACGGCAACAACAACAGUUACGGCCAUGACACCGCACUCAACCACUUCCUCUGGAACCAG